UUCUGUAGAUGAGGAUACUUUUGGUGUAGUAUUUGCAGGGAAAAACCGAAAGUGACGUUCAAAAUGUUGCUUUUCUGAAAAUAAAUCCUUAUGUUACUUUAUCGGAAAUAUAUGAAACUUAAGAAAUAAUUCAAUUUGCCGGAAUUUAUUUUACCAGGUGGGAUUGAUCGUUUUAGAAUAAUCAUUUUACAACUUGACCUUCUCACUAUAUGGACGGCGCUCAUGUCUAUCGUUCGACCAUUUAUUUCGGACAUAUGAGGUCCUUAUAUAAAUAUGUUCUUAUGUAAAUAUGACUGCAAAGGAGCAUCCAUCUCUGUCAAUGGGUUUUUGUUUGCUCACUCUUUGCAUAUGAGGACGACCGAUAGUCAUCGUCUAGCUGUUUGCAAAACGUCUACAGCGGUUUAUUAUGUGAAUGAUGGCCCCAUACGCUAUGUGGAUAGGAGGACCAUCUGUACUGAGAUUAAAGCACACUCAUCUGUCUUAUAUGUGUAACGCUCUUUGUUAAAAUAAGCCUAUUACUUGUUGGUGUGUAUUUUCGUCUACAUCUUCCUCAUACUACUUUCAUCCUCGUUUUCCUAGUUGGAGCAGCUGUGGCAGCGUUGAAUACAAGCGUCACAAGAUGGUUGUGUACUGGGAUGAAUCCACCGUGGGAGGUCGCUGCUGUAGCUUGUUCUAAUUUGAAGUACAUGAAGAAGAAAUGUUUUUUUCAGUAAAGGGGUGUACACACCAAAAGUUCCUCAACAACUGAACAAUUUUAAAUAAUACAUUUAGCUCAAAGUUUAUUUGAAAUAAGUAGCCAAAAAUCACGAAAGUCCUCCGUUUGUUUUCCAUGUGGCCAUCAGCAUCGCCCUCGCCAAACGUUCCUCCUCGCGUAGUAGUCGGAUUUAUUUUGGAGUCGUACCGUAUAUGACCCAAUGGUGCACAUGGAGGUGGACGUGAAUGGAUUAUGAAGUCGUGCAAUAUUUAUUUACGCCAUAGUUAAGGGUCGAAGAGCAGGCUAAUUUAUAUAAUAACAGUUUGAAAUAUGGCGUCUACCACUCAUGUGGCCAUCGUCAUAUGUCAAAAGACAUCAGCCUUGAGGAUCAUAUGCCGGAGAAUGUCUUCAGCAGUACAUCCUCAAACGCAAGUAGACUUUCUGAAUGGAGCGCCUCAUAGGAAGCACCCAGGUGUAACCAACUUGAAAACACUACGCUUACCCGAGCAACUACAAAGGGCUGCACAAUCAAUUGUUCUUGGUGCUCAGAUCAAAGGACUGUCUGAUCGAGCUCAGAGUCUCACACAGUAUCUCUGGAGCAGGAAAAGGCCAGUGGAGGACCUGAAUCUGAGGAAGAGAGCCAAAAGCCUGGAGAAGCUUGUCUUGGAGAACGCAAAGGAGAGGAGAGAAGCUAUCGACGGUGAUUACGUUAAGAUGAAAGUGCUGUCUGAACUCAAAAGGACAACAUACAACUGGACCCCUGUGAGGUUCGAUGAGGAGCUGGGCGUGGUGUACAUGGCCGCCCGGCUGGCCGGUGGCUACACCGCCGUGAGGAGAGCCCUUAACGAGAUAUUGGUCAGGGACCCUUCCUUCGCCCCUCAGUCUCUCUUGGAUUUCGGCUCGGGGUUGGGCACAGCGGUCUGGGCAUCACACUCAUGUUGGGGUGACACUUUGAAGGAGAUGGUGUGUGUGGACAGCUCCGGGCCAAUGAACGUUCUGGCAGAGCGGCUUCUCAAAGAUGACGACGAAAAAGCUGCGCCUCACAUCAAGCAGGUGUAUUUCAGACAGUUUCUCCCCGUGUCGCCGAAGGUGCAGUUUGACCUGGUGGUUGGAGCCUUCUCACUGUCUGAAUUAGCCAGUCAGAAGGAGCGAGUAGAGACUCUGUUGACUCUGUGGAGGAAGACCAGCUCCUAUCUUGUGCUGGUUGAAAAUGGGACCAAAGAGGGCCAUCAGAUCCUCAUGGAAGCCAGAGACACCUUGCUAAAGGCACAGGAACAGACGUCCUUGGACUCCAGAACAGCAUCUGUGUUUGCUCCGUGUCCCCAUGAAAUGACAUGUCCCAAGCUGGCCCGCUUUCCCGCUGUGCCCUGCAACUUCCACCAACACUUCCACCCUCUCCCUCUCCCAGGGAGUCCGGUGCGUCAGACGGAGACCUUCAGUUACGUGAUUCUGUCGCGGUCGGAUCCGAUAGAGGCAGCGGCUGGGCCGCGCUGGGCCCGGUUGGUGGCGCCGGUGUUGCGACGGCCCAGACACGUGCACUGCCACACGUGCAGCCCGGACGGACAGCUCCACCACACGGUGGUGACGCGAAAGAAACACGGCCGCGAUGUGUACCGCUGUGCCCGGAGCAGUGAUUGGGGAGAUCAGCUGCCAAUCAUUCAGCAAGAAGAGGCGGGUCCUCUGAGUGACUCAGAGUGACCAAGCGGGAAGAAAGAACAUGACAACAAUGUGGGAUGCAAUAAACUUUUAUUUAUGCCAUUACAUAAAAACACCUAUGUCCACUGCCAAAAUGUUGCUUAAAUGUAUUCGCUAGAUAAAGGACUUUCUGAACUACA
Messenger RNA from Gadus morhua (Atlantic cod), 2529 nucleotides. RefSeq names its product methyltransferase like 17 (gene mettl17). Gene Ontology annotation, cellular component: mitochondrial small ribosomal subunit. The record is from RefSeq and is a predicted model, not a curated record. The coding region runs from base 1025 to 2392 and encodes 455 amino acids. NCBI's taxonomy places the organism in Eukaryota, Metazoa, Chordata, Actinopteri, Gadiformes, Gadidae. Gene Ontology annotation, molecular function: methyltransferase activity; structural constituent of ribosome. The transcript is spliced from 14 exons. Gene Ontology annotation, biological process: translation.